Messenger RNA from Manduca sexta (tobacco hornworm), 2425 nucleotides. RefSeq lists its product as uncharacterized. Lineage: Eukaryota; Metazoa; Arthropoda; Insecta; Lepidoptera; Sphingidae. The record is from RefSeq and is a predicted model, not a curated record. Gene Ontology annotation, biological process: extracellular matrix organization. Gene Ontology annotation, molecular function: metalloendopeptidase activity. Gene Ontology annotation, cellular component: extracellular matrix. The coding region runs from base 235 to 1488 and encodes 417 amino acids. The transcript is spliced from 9 exons.
UCUCGCCCGGAGAGCACGUCCCGCUGAAGGCGAUAUCUCGCAAUUUCACAAAACGAGGUGCGAAGUACGAACCCUGUGUUAGCCGAUUGUAUAGUGAUUUACUGUGUUUUUCCACGUCGAGGAUUUCUAUAUGUUUUUUAAUCAACAUAACCAUGCAAAGAAAACGUCAGAAAAAACGACGGCCUAGAUAUCGUGCAAUGGACACAACAUAGAACCAUGUAACUAGCAUCCAAGAUGGCGGUUCCCAGCGUAUGCCCAGCGAUGGGCAGAGUGACAGCCAGGGACUUGUUGUUUGCGAUCCUGUUACUGUGCAGGACAAUAGUUUGUGACAGUCGGUGUCCAAAGUUUGCUGAGAAACCUUUAGAGACACGAGUUCAGGACGCGUCGAUAGUUUUUAGAGCAGUUGUAGUACAAACGCAUUUUCAGCGCAAGACUCUGGAUCUGGCGCUGGUGUCUAUAUACAGAGGCGGAUUGGAUCUGGCCUCAAUAAGCCAGUAUGCUGGUUCACCAUACAAUACUACAGACAGGCAGGUGAACCUCAAAAUAAGUCCACAGCUGGGAGACUGCUUCAAUUGGAGCAUGGAGCCGUCACAGAGCGAGCUGGUGGUCUUCGCCAGGAUCAGUGAUCCUGCAGUAGACCUGGAGACCACGCCGCCUGAUGGACCCUGGCUGGAGGCCACGGCAUCAGCAGUUCCGUGGAGUUUAGGCGUUGACAUCGCCAUUUGGAAUGCUGUCGGGUGGGCUGGGUGGGGAGAGUGGGGUUCGUGCAGUAGAACAUGCGGGGGCGGUAGGCAGACUCGACGGCGAUACUGCUCGCGGCCGACAUGCGAAGGUUAUGGAGAACAAAUGCGCUCCUGCAACUCCUUCGUGUGUGAAGGGACAAUAAAUCCACUCGCCCCUGGAGCCAGGCGUAACUUCCACCCCGCGCAGGCGCGCUGGGGUCCAGUCUCGGACAGACCUCACGCGUUCAGCCUGAGGCCCAACUCUUACAUCUGGAUAGCGUCAUCAGAACUCUUCGGCGCGGGGAAGACUUUCCCGAGGGAGUUCACGCUUUUCGUAUCUUUGAGGCUACGACCGGAGAGCGGUGGGUACGGCCAGGGGACACUGUUCUCCCUGCGUUCCCGUCGUCGUACAGGCUCAUUUCUCUCCCUGGAACUGGCCGGCAGGGGAGCAGUCAGACUAGUCCACGCGGGAUCCGGGACGUCCCGGUCUAUUUACUUAGCUGUACCAUUGUACGACUUCCGUUGGCAUCAUAUUGCUAUCAGUGUUCAUGAUGACAACACGGUCCGGGCAUUCGUCGACUGCCGAUGGUUAAGGACUGAUGUCCUCGAGAAGGAUGCUCUGGACACCCCCAGGGACGCCGAUCUCAUCAUAGGAUAUCUAUUUUCGGGAGAUCUAGAGCAGCUGGUGCUCGUGCCAAAAGCCGGACAGGCCCACAAGCAAUGUUCGAGCCAAGCCGUCGGUGUAUUGACUCCGUAUGUUUCAUAAACUGUUGGGUAAAAUGACAACGGUUAACAACUUUACCUACUGAUGUGAGUAGUCUUGGUUCUUUUGCUUUCGAUUAGGAUGGUAAUAGCAUUGAAAAUUGUACGAACAAUGUAUUUUGAUAAUAUUGAUUGUGGUGUAUCCGAUAUCUGACUGUUAUCCCACAGGCAAUACGUAAUGCGUUUAGAAUAUUCACUAAUAGAAUAACAUAUUUGGUUUGUGUAAUUUAAUAUUUUAUGAAAUAUCGUGAUUCGUUUUGUUAAUAGGGGUUUUGUUACAUUUGUUAUAAAGUAUAACAUCGAAAGUUUCAGAAUCAAGACUUUUAUAAUUCUAAAAGAUAUGGAAAAUAUCUACUUAUGGAAUGUCCAUUUUAUUGACAAGUAUUUUAGACAAAGUAUAUUUUCUCAUAUAAAAAGUGUCAAUAGAGUUUAUGUUAUGAUAAAACAGAUAACUUAUUGAGAUACUCGGGCUGGACAUAACGUCUGAAAUAAUAAGAUCUUGUCCAAACACGAUUUUGCUUUUGACAUAUUGAAUUAUCGCUUGCAAGUUUAUUGUAUUACCUUAGAAAUGGUUUUGCGAAGAUGUGUUUAUUUUCUUUAUAAAUGUUAUAAAUUUUAGAUAAAAUUAUUUAUGAAUCUUUUAAAUUGCAAAAUAAUUAAUGCAAAGUAACAUCUAGUUAGAAUAUUUUCUGUAAGUGAAGCAACAAGCAAGGUAUUUAUAGUAAGCUUGUCUGAAAAACAAAUUAUACUGUAAAAAGUGAAUGUAAAGUUAGGAAUAUUGUAUUGUUCAACAGUACCGAAAGGUAAAAAUACGAUCUCGUUGAGUGUGAUGUUUCUUUUGAAAAUCAUCAUCAUCAUCAUCAGCCGAAGGAUGUUUAUUGCUGAAGAUGGGCCUCCCCCAAAGAUUUCCACAUCGACUUACUGGAAGCGGCUUUUGAAAA